Trichogramma pretiosum is the source of this 1640-nucleotide messenger RNA. RefSeq names its product zinc finger protein 214-like. The transcript has 2 exons. Gene Ontology annotation, cellular component: chromosome; nucleus. Lineage: Eukaryota; Metazoa; Arthropoda; Insecta; Hymenoptera; Trichogrammatidae. Gene Ontology annotation, molecular function: DNA-binding transcription factor activity, RNA polymerase II-specific; chromatin insulator sequence binding; RNA polymerase II transcription regulatory region sequence-specific DNA binding. Gene Ontology annotation, biological process: regulation of transcription by RNA polymerase II. The record is from RefSeq and is a predicted model, not a curated record. The coding region runs from base 123 to 923 and encodes 266 amino acids.
CUUCUGUAGUUUAGUACGAUCACCACAGAGAGAUUAGUUUUUCACGAAGUUGCAAGUGAUAUCAAUGGAAUCUAGUAGUUUAUUCAACUGUGCUGUCAGGUAAAUAUGAUGGAAAUGAAGACAUGAAAAUAUUACAACAAAUUACCGGAUCUUGCUGGAUUUAUUUUAGCGCGAAAGAUGAACCUACUAUUGAUGUAUCUCUCAGUGAAAAAAAUUGCGACAUUGUUGACGAAAAACUCGAUUUUAAAAACUUUCAACUCUUACCGUUUUUACAUGAGAACUCCAGCCAUGCCAUUCGAAAAUGUAACAAAAAAGAUAGUGAAGUAGGUGACGAAGUGGAAAUAGUUGUGGAAUGUGAAGACGUCAAGCCCAACAUUAAUUCACUAAAAGUUGCAAAAAUUGAAGAUGAUUCUCGAAAUUACUUGCGGAAUGUGAAAAAUAACGAUGAUUAUAGAACCCAAAACAUUAUUAAAAUAGAACCCGCGGUUGAAGUGAAACAAGAAAUUGUUGCUUACAAUGCAGAAGAAUCGAAUUUGAAUCUCGACUGCGAACUUGUCGAACAAUAUAAUAAAAAGAGAAUUACGAAAAUGCUUAACAACAAACGGAAACCUUGCAACUGGGAUAUUUGCGAAAAGUCUUUUACUCAAAAAGGUUAUCUUAAAACCAACGUUGAUUCUGUACACAAAGCUGACAAACGUACGUGUGAUAAAUGCGGCAAGACAUUUUCUCAAAAGAGUUAUCUUCAAAUCCACAUUGAUUCUGAGCACAAGAAAAUUACUCACGCAUGUGAUACACGUGCAAAGACAUUCACCCAAAAAAGUAAUCUCAAAAUUCACAUCGAUGUGGAACAUAAUAGGAAAACCUACGCUUGUGAUGUAUGCCAAAAAAAAUUUCGAUAUACGCAAGUUCUCAAAACCACAUAGACUCAGUGCAUAAUGGUACUAAAUAUCCAUGCUACUUCUGUGGGAAGAAAUACAUUCAAAAGGGUCAGCUCAAAAUCCAUGUUGAUUCGGUACACAAAGCUGACAAACAUACAUGUGAUAAAUGCGGCAAGACAUUUUCUCAAAAGAGUUAUCUUCAAAUCCACAUUGAUUCUGAGCACAAGAAAAUUACUCACGCAUGUGAUACAUGCGGAAAGACAUUCACCCUAAUGAGUAAUCUCAAAAUUCACAUCGAUGUGGUACAUAAUGGGAAAACCUACGCUUGUGAUGUAUGCCAAAAAAAAUUUCGAUAUAAGCAUGUUCUCAAAAUCCACAUCGAUACAGUGCACAAUGGUGUCACACAUAAAUGUGAUAUUUGCGAAAGUCUUUUGCUCAAAAAGGUUUUCUCAAAAUGCACAUCGAUUCGGUGCACAACGGUACCAAACAUACAUGCGAUUUAUGUGGGAAGAAAUUCACAUAUAAGAGCGGUCUUAAAAUCCACAUCGAUGGAGUGCACAAUAAAACCACCCACUCGUGUGAUGUGUACGGAAAUACAUUCAAACAGAAGAGUUAACUCAAAAUCCACUUUGAUUCCAUGCACAAUCGUAUUUUAAAAUGGUAUAUUUUCUUUAAUAAUAAUAUCAUUAAUUCCUCCGAUAUUAUUCCGUUAUGUAAACACAAUAUUUAAGUUUAAAAAAUAUAAUUAAUUUUUAGAAAAAA